Cryptomeria japonica (Japanese cedar) is the source of this 966-nucleotide messenger RNA. RefSeq names its product protein DETOXIFICATION 33-like. The record is from RefSeq and is a predicted model, not a curated record. The transcript is spliced from 4 exons. Gene Ontology annotation, cellular component: membrane. NCBI's taxonomy places the organism in Eukaryota, Viridiplantae, Streptophyta, Pinopsida, Cupressales, Cupressaceae. Gene Ontology annotation, molecular function: antiporter activity; xenobiotic transmembrane transporter activity. Gene Ontology annotation, biological process: transmembrane transport. The coding region runs from base 1 to 966 and encodes 321 amino acids.
AUGGCCGAUGUUUUUGAACAAGAUGGUGAGAUCAGUAACCAUGAAGUUAGUGACAGAGAGAAUAGCAGAUCAACGGACUUAGAUAGUCUUGUUAGUUUUCAACAGCUGAUAAAAGAAAGUUGGAGAGAAUCAAAGAAACUGUGGCGAAUUGCAGGGCCUUCUAGUUUUACCAGACUAUGUUCAUAUUCAACGCUAUUAAUCACAAACAUAUGUGCAGGCCACUUGGGUGUUGUGGAGUUGGCAGCUGUGGCAAUUCAAGACUCUGUUAUUGGAGGCCUGGCUUUUGGAUUCCAAUUGGGAAUGGGCAGUCCGUUAGAAACCCUCUGUGGUCAGGCUUUUGGAGCAGGAAAAAUUCAAAUGCUUGGAGUAUAUUUGCAGCGUUCAUGGUUAAUAUUGCUGGGUACAACAGAGCUUUUGAUUUUUCUUUACAUCUUCGCAACUCCAGUUCUUAAGCUACUGGGACAGGAGAAUGAUGUAGCUGAUCUAGCGGAUGAAUAUGCACUUUGGAUGCUACCACAACUGUUUGCGUAUGCAUUGUAUUUCCCAACGGAAAAAUUUCUUCUGGCACAGAGAAAACUCAUGGCCGUAGCUUGGAUUGCCUUAGCUGCAUUGAUAAUCCAUGCUUUUCUGAGCUGGUUAUUGAUCUUCGAAGUGGGUUUGGGGUUGGUUGGAGCCGCAAUUACAUUAAAUUUAUCAUUAUACAUUAACAUUACUGGUCGGUUUUUGUAUAUAGUUUCUUUUUUCCGAGAUGCUUGGAAGGGGUUCUCCUGGCUCGCUUUUCAUGAUCUAUGGGUUUUUGUUCGACUUUCAAUGGCUUUAGCUGUUAUGCUACGCUUGGAGUUCUGGUAUAUGAUGUCAUUGGUUGUUCUGAGGGGUCAUCUAAAAAAUGCAGCAAUUGAAGUUAAUGUGAUAUCUAUCUGCAUGAUUUUAAAUGGAUGGGAAGCCAUGAUCUUCCUUGGUUUUUAA